UAUAGGGCUAUUGAUUCGAGACUCACCGACACAAAAGCUAAGAGAACAUAAUUGCUUAUCCUCUCUUUUGUCAACCGGUUUACAUAUACCGACGGGAUAGAAUAGUACGUUUCAUAUUUCAGCACAUUCCUUUUACUGCAAUACAGCGACCUCGUCUAAAUAUAUAAAUAUGGGUGAUGGGAAUUUGAGGGUCAGGUGCAAGUAGAAUGGGAGUGGAGUUCCCUUUAGUUAUUCAAAUGAGCACCGAACUACAGUGUAUUGACUAACUAUCGAGUCUGCGCAUUGAAAACUGUUCCUCCAUUACUAGGGUGUGUUCAUUUACCUGAGUUGACGCCUGGCGCGGUGUGUGGGGACUAGAUAUAUGAAAACGGAUUAAUAAUUUAUGAGAUUCCAGACUCAGUCGCCUUCAGGGACAAGAGUGAAAUAUUCUUCAGAUGCUGUGCUAGCCAUUUAGGCAUGAGAUUCGAAGUUUUGACUCAACACCCUAUUCCAUGGUGAAAACAAUCAAGUAAGUUAUCGAGUCGGUGCGCGGGAGCCAUUUUGUCUCAUAGGACUUGUUGAUAGCAUACGAACAAAGAAGAUAUAAAGUACGUUUUUAACGUCAGUGGCGGCUGCAAGCCCGUGAAAAUGGUGAUCGGGCCGAAAGUUGAACAUAAACCCCUGGCUCGGUGUCGGGUGUUGUACCUUGGCAGUGCAGUGCCCAUUGAAACAGCACGUGGAUUAGAUGCCAUACAGAAACCACUUCAGGAAAGGUACCCGGUGGAUGUUAACUCGCCUGUGCAGGGAAUCGAUGCCUGGGUGACAGUAUUAAGUACCGGGGUCCACCUCCAGUAUGUCGGGGACCCCAGUAACGUCUUCUGGUUUCCUGUGCAGAAUCUGUAUGUGUGUGCCGCGGUGAAGUGUGUGAUGGUGACCAACACAGCAACAGGCGAGACGGUUCCGAAAUUCGUGUCCUUAGAUACUCCGGCAGCCAGCACCAGCAAUGGUCACCCGCCGUUGUUCUCUUUUGUUAUGCGUCGAUCUACGGGUGUGAAAGUACUGGAAUGCCACGGAUUUAUCUGCAAGGGCACCCAAGCCGCAUUGGCCUUGGUAAAAUCGUGCACGUACGCCUACGAGCAUAAAGAAGGGUGGUCUAACACCGAACCUCCUGCCUCUGUCCUGGGAGAGGAGAUUCGUAAUGGGAGCUUACGUGGAAUUCCAGGAGACAGCCCAGAGCAAAGAAAUGGCCAUGCUCCUCAAAAUGGCCCCAAUCCGUACGCCAUGGGCGCAGCGCACGUCCGAGGCUUCCAUAUAAGUGAGCCAGGCGGCAGACCGAUGAUGAGACCCCCUAUGCGGCCUCCAAUGUACCGGGUCCCCUACCCACCCCCACCUGGUCAUCCCAUGAUGCGACCCCCACCCCCAAUGAUGCGACCUUUUAUGGGCCCUCCCCGGAUGCGCAUGCCCCCUCCACCCCCAGGGGCCCACUUGAUUCCCGUAUAUGCUAUGCCCCCCAGAUUACCUCUGAGACCUAUCCCUGGCCCGGGUGGGGCGUACGCGGCAAGCGAUAUUCACGAACUAUACUCCAGACGCAUUCCCAGUCGCUCCUCCUCGCAACGCCGCCGCAAAUCGGGAUCUUCAUCUUCUGGUUCCAGAGAGAGGCGGGCGAAAUCCCACUCCCCACGUCGCCGACCUCACAGUGAUGGUGAGGCACAUCGACACCAAUCCCCCGAGCGUCGGCAACGGUCAUCAUCCAGCAGCCGAGGUGGUAGUCCCAGACGUUCACAUCACCGUCGUCACCAUCGCCACUCGUCACGCUCUCCGUCUCCCCACAGGCGCAGUCACACUCCUCCAGCUGACUAUGACUAUGUGCAAUUUAGGACCCCCAAGAGAAUGAGCCGAAAAGACAAGCAUGAUCGCCAUGGCCACGAUGGUCCCAUCUAUAUCAUUUAUCCAGACCGUGACGGACGGCUCCCAAGCCCCCCUCGUGAACGCCGAUAUAUAAAGCAGUUAGAGCGAGGCGGGUUGUACAGAUCGUCAAUACCCCCAAAUCAGAGAUCGCGCUCACUCCCCCCACCCAUGCACCGGAGCGAAUCGCAGACUAGAUACAAAAAGAAAGGUAAAAGCAGAAAAGGCAAACGCAGCAAGUCGAAACAGAGCCGUAGCAAGCACCGCGCAAGUUCUUCCAGCGACCAGGACCCCCUAAGUAACGGGGUGCAUUCCGAAAUGUUCAUGAGGGAACCUGAGGAGUUGCGAUCCUUCCCCCGGGACUGGAGGAAGCCAGAGAGACAGUUUCAGAACGAGCGUGCCUUUGGUGGGUCUAUCAGCAAAAUGGCGCUUGGGGAACUCGGCCGCGACCAUCCCUCGGCGUACCAAAUGAAUCAGGGAUUCGAGAACCGCAAUGAGUUAGAUCACCACCCCGGGGAAAUAACGACCAACCCCCUGUAUGGGGAAGCAGGCCCGGACUUUAGUGCAGGGUAUGGUUCUGACGGUGAAAACAGACCCCCAUUCGACGAUUUUGAACGGACUCUGGGAUAUUUCCCAUGAAAAUACUGCUGAUAACUAUAAGGAAGUUCUGAUCAGUGCUGGUAACUAUAUCUCUGUUGCAUAUUGUUGUAAAUACAGUAUAAACUAAAUCGCUAUAUGAACACUAACGGAAAUUUAUAAAAAACCGUGACAAUUUUACUGAAAUAAGCAUUAGAACAUGAAUGUUACAAAGCUCAGCAGACAUGCAUAAUUGGAAACUUAUAAUUCACAUUGUAAAGGUAAUAUUUUUUAAUUUAAAGGGCCUUGGUUGUGCAGAUAUAUAUUAUAAAUCUAAUCUGAGCAUGUACAUAUAUUCGCUUAUUUGCCUCUCAUUUUCUUUUAUUGAAAUUGGCACAAAUUUUUGUUUGUGUACCAAGUGACAUGCACUCUUUACUAAAAGAGUACAUAUAUUUAAUUAACGCAAUAAGAUUUUACAGUAUUGGAGCAUGUGAAGAAUCGAUAAGAGGCCUUUCAUAUGGGUAAAAGAUCGUUGGGUAAUUGAUCUUAUAUGUACAAAGUCCGAUCUUCUUCUCUUGUAAAAUAUUUUGCACUAGCAUACAUUUAAGUAUUGUAUAAUUUUAAACGCCUCACUAAAAACAAUAACCGAAUUCCAAACCUCAGACAACUUAUCAUUAGUCAUUUAGAUGUGACACGCCUUGCAUUGAGAUAUUCUCCGAUUUCAUAUCAUCAAAAGACCGCAGUGUUCGUCAUCAGGUAUUGUUUACAGUGCAAAGAGGAGGGGUAUUCUUAACAUUGAAACUGUACAGUAUCACUUGAGUUAAUCCUUAUUUCAGUUAGUUUGGUGACUGGUGGUUUUUUAUAUAACUCACAAAAUAUUAUAGGCGGUAACCCUUCGUGUUCUGUAAGUAUUUACGAAAGAGGAGAAAGUAAAAAUGCUAUGAAUCAUAUUGUAUAGACCGUGUUUGGAAGAACCUACUCCGCCCUUAGUGAAGGUUUGCCCUGUUAAGCGCACCGGCAACCACAUCCUUUGUUCAAUCGCUGAGAUAACCCCUCUCUUGACCCCGCCUUAGUUCUGUUACAUGUGCGAUAUAGAUCAGCAAAUAUUAUUAUUAUCAAACUCAAUUUUUUUCAUAUAUUUGACUAAAUAUUCUGUCUAGCAAAACACGGUUGAGAAAUUUGCUGUUGUUUUUAAAAUCGGGUCAAUAUCCUUUUUGUUGUAAAUCGCUUACAGAUCACGAUUUAUAUUGAAUGUUACAUCUAGUGCCUGGUCGGUUAAUUAGCAUCGGAGAAAGAAUCCGAUACUUGAGGAAUGCGAGUCGACAGAUUAUUGCCUUACCUAAGCUGUAUAGCUAUGGUAACCAGUCUCACGUUAGACCGAAAUUAUGUAAUGUUAAGAGUGAGUGCAACAGGCAUAAAUGAUAGAUUUCCUGAUGGGAAGAGCGACUGACAUAUGACUCUGACCCUUAUUGCCAAUAUGAAUAUCAGCUAGCCAUAUGUAAGAUUAUAUCAGUGAUUUUAUUUAUAUUGGUUAGGGUAUUGUAUUGUUAUACUUGAGUAUUUGCCAAACUUGGGGUGAAGUACUUUUUUUCCAUAUUUUUCUAUAUUUCUGUUAUAUUGUUACUUUUAGCAGAAACAGCAAAUGUGUUUAGUCGAAGGGGAUAAACUCGAUAUUAAAAGCUCCACAUAUGCUGUUCGUAUUUUUCAUGCUUAAGUUUACAUCUUGAUGAAUUAUGGGCGUCUCCCCCGAAUACAAUGUCGUGGGUUAAUUACAAUUAAAGUGUUGGCUUUCCUAAAACUCUAUGGGCAGUGAGACACUAAAAAGAUAACGUCACAAAAGUAGGUGUUUCUCAACUUGGUGACCAUUAGUCACAAGCGUCUUAUUCAUAUACAAAGGAGUUUCUGGCUUACUAAUUUCGCAGUACUUUGAGGGGCGUUACUUGGUGAUUUUUUUUUUUUUUGGUCAUAUUUAUAAUUCAUUAAAUGCUCUUAGAAUAUCCAUUAUAUUAAUCUUAUGAACAUCGUAAUGUAUUAUUUUAUUUUUAAGGGAAGCGUAUCAGUGAGAGAAUAUAUUUAUGUUAGCCUUAAGACCAUGGUGUAUGGUCUGCCAUACCAUAGGUUUAUUUGUCCGUUAUCAUUUCUAUUACAAUGCCGCCACUUUGUCUAUACUGAAUAUGUCACGUCGAGGAAACAUUGUAUCCUAAUAUAUUAAACAAAGACGUAUGUUUUCCCCUUUCAUGAUGAUAUUACAACGUUUUUUAUACGUACAUUGUAAAACGAAAGAUAUACUCUUUUUCUUUGUCAUUUGACAGUCUGUUUGUGCCUUUGUCACCAUCAUGACACCGCUAGUUCUAUUCAAAGUUUCUUAAGGCAAAAAUGAAUCAAGUCAAGGUAGCCUGUGGUACGUGAGCUGAAUACGACAGGUAUGGAGAUAUAAAGGAAGGCUAUGUAUACUGUCGCACCUGCAGACUAUAAACACCUUGUGUCACAAAAGCCGGCAUCCGUGUCCAACUCACUUGUAAGGUUAGGCAGAUACCCUUAGAACAUUUGUCAUGUCGUAAGGGGUUUAUUUUAAGACUCAGUGGUAACUAACAAAUGCUGUUGCUACACAUAACAUGCUAUUUUUUUUACUUUUAAACUACCAUUGCAAUUUGUUAACUUGAUAACUAGCAGUUGACGUGUUUUAUAAACAUGCUGAAACAUAAUCAUUACUUUUAUUCUUUUUAAAAGAUUAUCAAUAACAUCAACGGUUACUAUAACAACAAGGGGGAAUACAGUUUUGUUAAUCGGUGUUAAGUUUGUUGAAAGAGUUUGACAUAAUGGCUAUUAAUAAUGAUAUUUAAUAAAUGAUAUUUAACAUCCCA
Molecule: messenger RNA, 5324 nt
Organism: Lingula anatina
Lineage: Eukaryota; Metazoa; Brachiopoda; Lingulata; Lingulida; Lingulidae
Source: RefSeq, a predicted model, not a curated record